GCCUCAGAUCAGUAAUCUGUGAAACCCAUCUCUUGUUCUCCCCAUAGCCAGAUGAUUCCUCAUUCAAAUUCAAACGUCAUUCAGCAGGUGACAUUUAUCAGGGAUGGAAAGCUUCCGAGAUUCGUGCCACAAGUUGGAGCACCCUGAGGGUCGUGGGCUGCUGCUCUGUGACAGGCGGGCGUGGGGGGAGCCUCUGCCAUGACAUCACUGGGGAGGAGAGGUAUAAAGCUCAAACACCUUCAGCACAGGAACCACAACAGCAGAAUAAAGAGGUUCAGGGAGCAGAGCAUGGCCACACACAGCUACCUUCUUCUCCUUGUCACUAUUUGGACUUCUGUUCAGGAUGGUUUGGGUCUUCCAGUUGUGAAGGAUGUCCCUGAAGGCAUCGAUGGUGGUCCCCCGGUGCACCGAGCCCGGACCCGGCGCUGCGCCUGCAGCAACCGGCUGGACUCUGAGUGCCACUACUUCUGUCAUCUGGACAUCAUCUGGAUCAACACACCCAGUAAAACAACUCUUUAUGGUUUGGGUGGUGCUUUGCUGCGUCGUAAACGGUCCACUGGACGCUGCGCCUGUUCCAACCCUGAUGAUCAGACCUGCAGACGUUUCUGUUGUCUCCGCCCUGAAAUCUCAUCGGUGAAGAGUCUGCAGCUUGACACGCUCAGCACCAUCAGAGCUUCAGCUGACAAAUCAAAGACAGCUGUAGAUACCCUGGGUUCAGAUGAGUCCCCUCGGAGGAAAAUCGCCUGAAUGAAGAGGCUGCUGAAGCAGUGACAGCAAAAGAGGGCGAGAGAGAGAGAGAACGAGCACCUGAACAAAUGGCACUCCUUUCACAAAGAGGAGGGAAACAAAGGGUUGCUUAGAACGCAUCCCGUCCACGAAGUCCCACUGAGCCACAAAUAGUUCAGGUUUCACCUGCAAGUAGAGCUGGAUGAAGGUCGGCAGGCACGUGAUGGAUACAGAGGAGACAAAUGGGACCUGACAGAAGAUGUUGCAAGGUGGAUGUGCAGGUUUUAGGAUGGUUUUGUGCAACUGUGCAAUUUCAGACAAUUCUGGUAAAAAAAAAAAGAGAAGCAUGCAAAACAGUAACUCUGUUUUAUGUUAUCAACGUAGUUCAUGUAUUCUAGAGAAAAAUCUCCUCUAAACUAAGAGUUUUAAUUGAAAAUGGCUGUUAUUGUUUUUCUUUCAGGAUUAAAUAUUGUGCAAAAAUAAAUGGGAAUUCAUGUUUCCAUAUUCUUUUGUUCAGAUAGAAAAAUACUUUAGGUUUUAUUUUUCUUUAGUUGCUGUAGCUAAAGUAUAAGCUACACGGGAAGAGCCGUUCAGAAGCCCAUAAAUCACAUGAAGCAACAUGUGUGAUUCAGUUGUGUGAGGGGCAAACACAGUUUUUGAGAUCAAAAGGAGGCCAGGCAUGGGUGGAUGGCUCAGGAAUUCUCCUCUCUGCGCCAAUAAUGCGUUCACCUGCUUUUCAAAAGGCAGCGCCGGCUGUGUUAUCACAGGGAUCUGUGGAAAGAAUUCAGCAUUUUGGAAGAAGAGUGUGUGUGACAGAGAGCUGCAAAACACACUGUCGCCUUGUGUUCAUCUCCGCUUGCGUGCACUGCACAUAUGGUCCGAGCACACCUGAAUACGCAGGCAGGCCGCCGAGGGUUUGAGCUGAAAACUGCUGAGUCAUAAAUCAAGCUUCUGUGUUACCGAGCUGUUACUAUGGUGACAUCAAGCAGCGCUGAUAAGGAAUGUCAGUCAAGUGUUGACGUGCUUCUAAUUGAGGACAUUUUCAUUUCAUCCUUGUCAUAAAUGUGUAAGAGAAACCCCCUGCAGCCAUCUUUUCCAAGCAGAUCGACUCUCACUGCGUAACACACAGAACUAUGGAGCUCACACCCAGACACUGCAAGGACACACCUCAGCAUGACCUCAGGGCUUUAGUUUUGUCUCAAAAAACUUCAUGUACAAAACAAGGAAGUGUAACUAUGGUCGCUGGGUGUUUGGCAUCAUUCUUUUUUCUUUUUUUCCCAGUUGAGCCAAUUCUUUGGUGUUUCCAAGAAGCACUCGGAGCAAACCCAAUUAAAAGAAUAUGAUGCUGUAAAAGAUAAGCCAUUCAUCUACAUCAUUAAAAAAAUACAUAUUAAUGAUUAACCAAUGGGAGCAUUUUAACCCCUGGCUCUGUCCAUGGUGCUGGAACAAGCCUGACAAGUCAUCCAGAAGUUGUCCUUCAGCUGAUUCCGUCGAUUGUGUGCCGAUUGUAGUUUUCUGGCACCGUAGUGUCUAGAUCUGCUGCCUGCAUGCCGAUUACAUCAUCAUACUACGGCAAUACCACCAAGCCAAAAUUUAUUGCAUCUCUUUUCCGACUCUGUUCUUUCACAUAUGUUUUGGAAGGGGUUUUGCAGUUUUGUUAUUAAAUUUGUGUUUCUUACUGCCUAAAUGUUUUUGAAGAAGUAACGUAACUUCCACAGGUCGUACAUCCAGCCAGUCAUCCAGUGUGACGUCAUCGACAGGUGCAAGACCCCGAGCCGGCCAGAAGGAAACAUGGCGUCUAAUAUGAUGCCCCCCAAAGACAAAAGACCUGUGCCCUAUGUACUUACGGUUACGACUGGGCGUCAUUUUAUUCAUUUUCAACAACAGUCCGAUGGAUAUUUCCAGAGACUAGAGGUAAAAAUACAUAUUGUCACGUCAAACUAGGAUCAUCCAGUGGUUCAUGAGAAGUCUAGAAAUCUAGACAGACCAUAGUAGAAGCAAAAGGAUUUCGGGCCACAGGUCAGUCUAGCCACGCUCCAUUUGAGCCUCAGCAGGUCCACUACUGGCCCGUUGACUGAUAUUCAUAGCGAUGAGUACAUUACAUUGUUUGUCCAAACAUUGUGAUGUUUCAAACUGAGACACAACCGUAGAUUCUGCUCCUCGACUGAACUCUGUCUGUGGGUCAUGGCCAGACUUUAUAUUCAUACAUGUACGAUGGUUUGCCAGGCUGGUUCAGAGGAUCUUUGGGUUACUCAUACUAAACCAGAGGCAGACUGGAACGAAGCUCCAAACACAGAACAAUACCACUUCCGUACACACGCACACACCAUUCGGUAUAAUGUACUGUAUCAGUAAUCUAGUUAGAGUAUUUGGUACUUUAUGGGUUGUUUACGUGAA
Molecule: messenger RNA, 3123 nt
Organism: Nothobranchius furzeri (turquoise killifish)
Lineage: Eukaryota; Metazoa; Chordata; Actinopteri; Cyprinodontiformes; Nothobranchiidae
Product: endothelin-2
Biological process (GO): regulation of vasoconstriction; vein smooth muscle contraction; regulation of systemic arterial blood pressure by endothelin
Cellular component (GO): extracellular region
Molecular function (GO): hormone activity; endothelin B receptor binding
Source: RefSeq, a predicted model, not a curated record